GGUGCCCUUCCAGCAAAUACACGGCUCCCCCAGAGCUUGCGCAGAGCUGCCUCAGCCUGUAUCUGUGUGCUGGCAAACGCUCUGAAGGAGACAGCUGUGCACACGUCGUGCAGCUGGGCUAAAAUCCCCGCUAGUGGGCCCUGUUGUUCGUGUCAGGGCUGUGCCGAAAGAGCGUGGGGCUGCAUCCUUAUGUGGAGUUUUAAAACAAAACCGCGCACCGAGCGCUCCUCCCCCAUCCUCCACCGCCCCGCCCUAAGAUGGCGCCCGCGCCCCGCCCUAAGAUGGCGGCCGUCGGCCGGAAGUAGUCCUAAGCCGACUUCCGGUGUCGGCCGUGAGCCAUGGCGGCGACGCGGCUGGAGCUGAAUCUGGUGCGGCUGCUGAGCCGGUGCGAGGCGCUGGCGGCGGAGCGGCGGGAUCCCGAGGAGUGGCGACUGGAGAAGUACGUGGCCGCCCUUGAAGACAUGCUCCGGGAGCUGAAGAAGCAGUCCAGCAAGCCUGCCCCAGAACUGCUCAAUGAAUACACACGUAAAGUAGACUUUCUAAAGGGACUUCUAGAAGCUGAAAAAUUGUCAUCAUCAACUGAAAAGGCGCUGGCAAAUCAGUUCUUGGCCCCUGGACGUACUCCUACAACAGUCAAGGAGAGAACCCCAGCUACCAAAACGGUUCAUCUGCAGACAAAGGCUCGUUGCACAGGCAAGAUGAGGAGUGAGCUGCUUGGUACAGAUCCCUUGGCUAGCAGUGAUUCUGAGGAGCUGAACAUAAGGAAGCGGAAAGGCCUUGCAUCUGAUGAGAAGCAAUCAGCUGUCGAGCUGGAUGCUGUGCUACAGCACCAUCAAGACAUGCAGGAGAAGUUAGCAGAAGAAAUGCUGAGUUUGGCUCGCAGUCUCAAAAAUAACACUCUGGCUGCACAGAAUGUGAUAAAACAAGAUAACCAGACGCUGUCACACUCUCUGCGGAUGGCAGACCAGAACUUCGAGAAGCUGAAGGACGAAUCUGACCGCCUUGAGCAGCAUGCAAAGAAAUCCGUCAACUGGCUGUUGUGGAUCAUGUUAAUUGUCGUUUGUUUUAUAUUCAUUGGCAUGAUUCUCUUCAUCAGAAUUUUCCCCAAACUAAAAUGAUUUUUUUUUUAACUGCUGGUGUGGUAACUGUCAGGAAUAAUCCUUAUCAGCUGUCGUGUCCUGACGGCGGCUGCCCGAAGCCUGCCCUCGCGUCUUUUCCGUGCAGUUGAUGAAUUCCAUGAGGGGUUUCAUGGGGAGCAUUUCUGGGUACUUUGUUGCGUGUUUUUCCUGAGUUAACAUCAUUGCCUAUUGAGGGCAGAACAGGGUUAAAGAUAGCAGCUCACACCGAGCUCCUGAAAAAUUCCUCAGCGGAUGGAUGCAGCCCUGUGUUUUUGAUGUGGCUGUGGCAGGCGUUAUGACUUCUAAAAGGAAUUACUCAAUAGGGAUAUAAAUAAUGCUCCUCUGAAGUCUUAAUUUUUUUUCUUUAACAGCUUUACUGUGCUGAGCUAGGAUCUUGCUGCCAACAGGAUAUUUAAUUACAAGGUUGUGUACAUAUACAGCUGUAGGGUGUAGGAAAAGAACGCUGCUAUUGAGUUGCUGUCCUGGCUUGGAUUCAGAGAGUGUCGACAGGUAAAGUUAUUCUCAGGCUCCCCUUCUCCUCAGAGGAAUGUUUGUUUUCGCAGAGUUCUUCAGUUUGCUGUUACUAUGGGAGGGUGAAGUUGCGUACCGUUGCAGUGUUUGCUUCCCUUUUUUAUGCCCUGCUGUCCUGACUCACUCAUUGUCAGUUACGUUUUGCUCUUGCAUAAGAAAACGCAGUGGGCCUGGCACUUGGAGCUGUGUGCACAGGACGCUCCGUGCGGGAUAGAGCUCACCUGCACAAAUGUUUGAAGGAAGCUGCUGUUCUCAGGACAGAAAUAGAGAGAAGAUAGGAAAAAAAAAAAAAUCAGCCAUUACCUUUUGAGACAGCUUCUGUGGUCGGCAGUUUCCUUGUCAAACUAGGAUUCCGAAGAGAUAACUGUAAUAAAACUAGAGAGAACUUCUUGAAAACUGUUACUGCUGGGGGAAAAAAAAAAAGCCUGCAGUGAAG
Molecule: messenger RNA, 2085 nt
Organism: Numida meleagris (helmeted guineafowl)
Lineage: Eukaryota; Metazoa; Chordata; Aves; Galliformes; Numididae
Gene: USE1
Product: unconventional SNARE in the ER 1
Exons: 8
Coding region: 339-1118 (259 amino acids)
Biological process (GO): retrograde vesicle-mediated transport, Golgi to endoplasmic reticulum
Cellular component (GO): endoplasmic reticulum; SNARE complex
Molecular function (GO): SNAP receptor activity
Source: RefSeq, a predicted model, not a curated record